Molecule: messenger RNA, 1547 nt
Organism: Spizellomyces punctatus DAOM BR117
Lineage: Eukaryota; Fungi; Chytridiomycota; Chytridiomycetes; Spizellomycetales; Spizellomycetaceae
Exons: 3
Coding region: 542-1351 (269 amino acids)
Cellular component (GO): nucleus
Source: RefSeq, a predicted model, not a curated record
AAGGUGGGCAAGCCGGGAAGCGGUCGACACUCGUGAUGAAGUCCCCCAACACACAAGCAAGGGCCACUUGCCGUGCUCAUCUCUCUUUCGGCUUUUUUUUAUUUUCCCUUUUUCUGCACACACAUUCCAUCUUCAGGAGAUCUAAAAGGCAUGUGUUGUGACAAUUGAAACGGGAAAUGCAUCAUGUGUGGUGAUACGCUCUUUUUUUUUGAGAUGUUUUCGCCCUGAGCUUCCGAGCGUCAAAGGAAAAAAAAAAACAAGUACACAAAUUGUUGAACAUUACCAGCGCACGCACGCUCGGCUACUAUAUAAUGCGUGUUUAAUCUACUCCCCCCUUCCUUCGCUCUGCCCCCAAAAACCGACCCCACAAAACACACACGCACGCGCAAUUCCGGGGAGGUUUUGAUUGGAAAAACCUCUGUCUUUUUUUUUAAUCCGCACUGCCAUUGCUGCCAUUUGCCUCUUUCCUCGCGUCUCUACCAGCAACCCGUUAUAACAUUUCACCGGAAAAGUCAUUUCCCUGGCAUUUUGUGAGCCCCUCAUGCAAGCACAUCGACACGACUUUCCGCUGUACGCUCCUUCCAAAAUAAUGCCUUGCCCCGACGAAUUUGAAGACUUUUUCGGAUCCUUGCCCAACGAUUACGUGAUGGACGACCUCAAUAUGGCUUAUUCUCAGCCUUCUUUCGAUCCUGAGCUCUUGAUGCACACUAUCCCACUGACGUUGCCCACCAUGUCAUCAUCGGGUUAUGUCCCAUCCCCCGCUCUCUCCACCACAUCCCUGUACGUCAACGCAUCUAUAACCUUACCGCAGCAAUAUACUUGCCAGCCUCUGCCAUCAAGCAUGAUAUUUUCCAACAGCUUUCCGUCUCCUCCAAAUCCUCCAAGUGAUCAUGAACGCAUUCUAUCGCCGUGCACCAUGUACGACGCGGUUGACAGCCCCCCGUCACCAGCCAGCGAUGCCAGCGGCGGUAUGCCAGAUAUCCCACUUUAUGCAGAAACCGCGUCAGACCCGAAAAAGCUGGGCAUUGCCGGCGCCCCUCCCCCGCGAGGAAGGAGCAAAAAGACGUUUCCCUGUACAGUUUGUGGAAGGAGAUUCACGCGGAACUAUAACUUGAGAGAGCACAUGCAAGUCCAUGACUCUGUCCGUGUUCGUCGUUUCCAUUGCACAGAAUGUCCUCGCUCUUAUUUCCGUAGUGCCGACCUCUCUCGUCACCGGAAAUCCCAGCACACACCACCCAUCCUCCUCUGCAUUUGCGGUGCUGCAUUCCGCCGUACCAGUCAAGCACGCAAGCACCAAAGUGAGUGCGUGCGAGCACUUGUGGCGAGAGAUCAGUCUGAUCUUCCAAAUUGAAAGUCAGCACCAUUCACGGACGAUGUCGGGCUGGGCUGUAAAUAGUGGACCUCUCACACACACAUGUUUGUUUAUCCUUGUUAGCCAAACCCCAUCUCUCUUUUCUGUAUAUACCGUGCCCAUGUGUUCAUAGCGGGGUUUUGGAGAGUUUUUGUAGUGUGAUCCCUUAAUAAUGAUUUCCCUUUCAUUCUUUGUA